GUUGCUCCGCUCGAAGUCAAGCUUCUGCGAUCACAGAGAGAGAGAGAGAGAGAGAGAGAGCGAGAUGUCGGCGUCCGGGGUGACCCAGCAACAGGAGGAAGACAAGAAGCCGAACGAUCAGUCCGCCCACAUCAACCUCAAGGUCAAGGGUCAGGAUGGGAAUGAAGUCUUUUUCAGGAUCAAAAGGAGCACUCAACUGAAGAAGCUCAUGAACGCCUAUUGUGACAGACAAUCUGUGGAGAUGAACUCCAUUGCUUUCUUGUUUGAUGGCCGCCGUCUGCGAGGCGACCAGACUCCUGAUGAGCUAGAGAUGGAGGAUGGAGAUGAGAUCGACGCUAUGUUGCACCAGACUGGCGGAGCUGGGACUUUGACUUAAGCUCCUCUUUCCGAAACUCUGCGGUCUGUAAAUAUGUUAUGCUAUGUUAAAAUACCUAUGGUUAACAUCGCUAGUGGUGGAAAAUACUAUGUUGGAGACUUUGCCUUAUGAGUCUUUUCUAGUAGGCAUCUUUACUGGGACUUGUCACCCUAACUGCAUAUUAACCUGGUUUGCUAUUCUGAAUCUCUGAUAUAAAUAGGAAGACUUCUAUGGCUGGUGCCUUUUUCA
Syzygium oleosum is the source of this 604-nucleotide messenger RNA. RefSeq names its product small ubiquitin-related modifier 1-like. Gene Ontology annotation, biological process: protein sumoylation. The record is from RefSeq and is a predicted model, not a curated record. Gene Ontology annotation, cellular component: nucleus. The transcript is spliced from 3 exons. The coding region runs from base 65 to 376 and encodes 103 amino acids. Lineage: Eukaryota; Viridiplantae; Streptophyta; Magnoliopsida; Myrtales; Myrtaceae. Gene Ontology annotation, molecular function: ubiquitin-like protein ligase binding; protein tag activity.